Oncorhynchus kisutch (coho salmon) is the source of this 9438-nucleotide messenger RNA. RefSeq names its product ataxin-1-like. Gene Ontology annotation, biological process: regulation of DNA-templated transcription; anatomical structure development. The transcript is spliced from 3 exons. The coding region runs from base 278 to 2680 and encodes 800 amino acids. Gene Ontology annotation, cellular component: nucleus. Gene Ontology annotation, molecular function: RNA binding; protein binding. The record is from RefSeq and is a predicted model, not a curated record. NCBI's taxonomy places the organism in Eukaryota, Metazoa, Chordata, Actinopteri, Salmoniformes, Salmonidae.
AGGAGCGCCACUGGGUUUUCGUCUGCUGGCCUCCGAUAUGAGCUCGACUAAUCAGCAUUGAUUUCAUCCACAUUUCCUUAUCAUAUUAACUGUUCCGAACGCGUAAGGCAGUUGAGGCAUAUCCACAAUGAUAUUUGGAGGUGAGACGGUGGACGAGGUCAGCUUCAGGUUCUCAGAGCUGGUUCCUGUGGUGCUGAUUGCCUGGCUGACAGGCUCCACUCCCCGUGCUGCACAAUAAAGAGCCUUUCAAGCCCAGACAAGACUACAGGGCACCGCCAUGAAGCCAGGUCACGAGCGUAAUCAGGAGUGCCUGCCUCCCAAGAAGAGGGAUCUCAACAACAGCACCAGUAGUAGUAGUGCGGGAGGAGGGGCAGGAAGUGGGGUGGGGGGAGGAGGGGGGGUGGAAGUGGCCACUCAGAGCUCAGGGGUCAGUAGUGACACUCAGGGAGGAGGCACAGCAGAAGAGUGGCUGCGUGCCCAGCCUGGUCUACACUAUGGAGUAGAGAGUGCUGAGGGCCUCCAAGGUCUGCCUGUUGACCAGUACAGCAUGCUCUAUAGGGUGGCUCUCCCCUCUGUCUCCUACUCCCAGACCAGUCUACACCCAGUGUUAAGCCAUAUCUCUCCAGCUUACACUGUCCCCUCAUCUCUCCUACAGCAUCAUCCAGGGAUCUCCUAUCCCCCUCUAGGCUAUGCCCAGAUCCCCCACUCCUCUUUCCAGUUUGUCUCCCCAUACGGUGCAGUCCCUUAUGCAGUCCCCCCUGGCUUUGUCCCCAGCUCCCUGAUCUCUCCCUCGGGCACCCUCUCCCAGCCCCACCUGGUCCCCUACCAGUCAGUCAUCCAGGAGGGGGUGGUCUCCCCUCCUACCCAGACCCAUGUAUCUGCCCAUGCCUUUGCCAAAGUGGGGUCGUCCGGAGGUGUCCCCCUGAUGCUGACCUCGGAGCAGGCUGCCCAGCACCAGCAGCACCUGGGUGCGCUGCCCGCCGCAGAGCUCAGUCCUCGGGGAGUGCCAGUCUUUUACCACUCUCGGGGAACCAGGGCUGCACCUGCCCCCUGGGACCCCUACAGCGGGGAGCAGGGGACAGAUGGGGAUAGGGAGGUGAAUGGAGGGGAGAGGGAGCAGGCAGCCAGGGAGAUGCUCCAGGACUACAAUGCCAGGAAUGCACGGUUGCUGCAGGCAGCAUCUGCCUCUGCAGCACUGGAGCACGCACAGGACAGAAGCCUGAAGAGCCGCAGGCUGGACGAGAGGGCUUCGCCUGGGCAGCGCAGCACCCCAGACACUGACCUGGAGGUUCAGCAGGUCGUUGGUCGCCUAGCCUCUCCUGUCCAAGGUGUGAGUGGAGGCCGCAAAGAGGUGUCCUUUGGUCCACUGAACCUAUCCCAGGGCUCUCAGAGAGGCAGAGAGGCUCAUGGGGAGGCAGGGGAGAGUGCUGGCCGGACAGGGUACGCGAUCCACCCUGCGGUGUAUGGAGACCCCCGAGUGAUGGCCCAUCAACAGCAGGCAGGGCAGCCAGGCCACGCUGUCAUCUUGGCCAAUGGACAGACAGUCCUGGUCCCCUUAGACUAUCACCACCUCCCCCACCAACAUCAACAGCCACCCCAGCACUACCCCAGCCAAACCAAUGAUGACACCUCUGCUGUCACCAUGGCCUCCCCCACCCCCUACUCUAAAGCCUCUGAAUCUCCAGCCAGAGUGUGCCUCCCAGACAGGGCUGUGGUGGAGCUGGCUGCCGUGGAGCAGCACCCCCAGCAGCCUUUUUCUGUCCCAGUCACGGCAGCCCUCACGCAGGCCCCGGCGCCCACCCCUGCCCCCUCCAAUCCCUCCCAUUUCAUGAAGGGGGCCAUCAUCCAGCUGGCCACGGGGGAGUUGAAGCGUGUGGAGGACCUGCAGACUCAGGACUUUGUGCGGAGUGCUGAGGUGAGCGGGGGGCUGAAGAUCGACUCCAGCAUGGUGGUGGACAUCAGGACCAGCCAGCAGAGAUCCGGCCUGGUGGUGCUGCACUUCACAGUUGGCGAGCAGCAGAGCAAGGUGACCAUCGACGUGCCCCCGGAGCACCCCUUCUUUGUGUUUGGCCAGGGCUGGUCCUCCUGCAGCCCAGAGCGCACGGCCCAGCUCUAUGGCCUGGCCUGCCACCACCUGCAGGUAGGAGACGUGUGUGUGUCCAUCACUCUGCAGCAGCCGCCCCAGCAACAGAAACAGCCCCUGCAGCAACAACAACAACAGCAGCAGCAGCAGACCCAAGCCAGGACUUCCACCAAAGCCAACUCCACAUCAGGGGCCAUCGGCCAGCCCAUGGGGCCCCCUGCCCCCCAGCAGCCCAGGCCACAGCCUCACUUCAGGAUGGAACGCGUCCACAGAGAGAGGGAGAGGGGGGAUAAAGAGGAGCCCAUGCAACUAGGGGGUGUUGGGCAGAGUGAGAUGCCUACCAGACCAAAUAGGACUUCAGCAGAGCACACUAGGAGCCAGAGCAGUUACUAUUUGCACACGGAGGGUUCUGUUCGUCCAGGGGCGGGGGUGGGAGUGGUGUCGAGCGCGUCUCAGAGGCGCUGGUCCACCCCCGGCCUUCAGAGAUGCAUGAAGGUGGAGGAAGGGGGGCACCCUCAGCUGGGCUCCUCUCGACCCUCCUUCAUCCCACAGGAGGUCAAACUGUCCAUUGAGGGGCGCUCUAACGCUGGGAAGUAGCACCAACCACAGCAGUCCACACCACAGAAGAGACUGUCAGAGGAGCGAAAGCAUCAGAGAGGGAGAAAGGGGAUAAAUAGUGGAAAUGUAGCCUCAGAAUGUUUAAUAUUUUGCACACCUAAUAAGAUUACAAGCUCUUUGUUUUCAGAGGAACUACCUGGUCUUGUGGCUGGUCAGGUCCGCUCUAUUUGGUAGUCAGUCAGUCAGGACAGCUCCUGGUCCAGUGAUCUCUGCUCUCCCAGGCUGACAGGGAGCGGAUGCAGAAGCAGGGAGUGUAUGUAGCUGGUGAAUCGCCUACCAAAGUCCUCAAACUGCAUCUUCCUUCAUCCCUACCAACCCCUCAGAACCAUCCUUAUCAGAGGUGAACCAACCCUCAGAACCAUCUUUAUCACAGGUGAACCAACCCUCAGAAUCAUCCUUAUCACAGGUGAUCGCAUUCAUUGGACGUUCUCUCUUCUUUGACCAAACCAUCUCUGGAAACCCAAGACUGGGGAGAAUAUGUAGCCCAUGUCUGGUAGACAGACAACAGGGUCUGACACAGUGACAAGAACAUAGCUAUCCUAUUAUGCUCUGUCUCCCCCACAUUUCUAUUUUGGUCUGUUACCUUCAAAAGCGUUCUCCCAAAAAGAAAUCCAAUGAUGUUGGUUCUCUUGAUGCAGACUCUUGACGUGUCAUCGUCACUUAGUGUGCUUCUCUAGUAGGAGCAGAGGACUUCUACCAAGGCACAGACACUCUCCCUCGUCUCCCUGCCUCUCCUCGUAGGGCCCAGUCUGCUGAGAGAGGGUCUGAGAGGAGGGUAAGGCAGCCUUAGAGGUCUUUCAAUCAGCUCCUUCAAUCAACCAAUCAGAACCUAGGAAACCGCUCACUCCUUUCGUAAUGCACAAACCACGCUUCCCCGUUUUUAAUUUUACACCCCAACCCCACUUUGUGCCACGGUUACAUGUCAGUUUUCCUUUCGAAAGAAACCAAAAGAGAUCAUGCAUUCCAGUAUCAUAGUGAUUAUCAUAGUGACCACAACACUCAUCUUCCCAAAUGCAGCCCUCCCUGCCUGCUACACCUCUCAGCAUUCCUCUGGCUGGUGACUGUUUACUGUCAUUAUAUUAGUAGACACCACUACUGGAGGCACGGGCUGGUCUCCACCAAUGUCACCUGUGGGAAUGAUGCCUGCAUGGAGCAGUACUGGCUGAGAGAGUGAAACCUCCCCAUAGAGCCAUGUUGGCUCUCUCAAUACAGCAGCCCCUGGGCUUAUGAGGGGGAAUCCUGUGUGUGUUGGAGGGGAUUGAGUUGGCCCUGCUUCAUACCUUUUUCACACUAUUGUCCCAACACAAACUGGGGGGAUCUUUUGGCUUGCUUUCCAGUGAAUAUAAUUGGUUUAAGGUUAUCCUGCCAUUUUCCAGCCUGUUUUGGGUUGUUCGUGGCUAGCUAACUAUGUGCCUCUGCUCGUUUUAAAAGCAGGAUGGCACUACAUAUGUUAUCUGGCCAGGUCAGCUUACACGACUGUGUGAAAUGGGUAUAUGAGACCAGUCAAUCCUUGCUCAGUUACCAAAAUCAAAGCAAUAGUGUAUUUUCUGUUUUUUGGGGGUUUUCUGUAUAUUUUGUUAUUGUUUUUAUAUAAAUAUACAGCUUGUGUAUCAGACCUAAUACUAUCUUUAACCCUGACCUGAAACGUUCCUGCUUUUCAAAGGUGAUGCACAAUUUGGCUCUGAAAUGUUUUGAUCUUUGUUAUUACAGAUUCACAAUCAAAGCAUGCCUUUUGAAAUGAUUUUUAUUUCAAAAACCAGGCAUUUAUUCUGAAGAGAAUAGUCUCCUUUUUGAUGGACUGGAGGUUCGGGCUCUGGUCCUCACUGAUAGUAUUCAUUAUGGUUUUAUAUGGUUACUCUAUAUGGUUUUAUUCAAGUGCAUCUCCGAGAGAGGCUUGACUCCAAAUCAGUGGUGAGCAUCUUAACUCUCCUCUGUUUUGUCCUCUCCGUUGUCUUUUAAUCUACUUGUGGAAUUGUUUUAUUCUGUCCAUGGCAAUAUUAUUUCCAGUGGACCUUAAGAUUGUCUUGUAUUGCACAUAGAAAACUUCACCUGUUGAUUCACAUUGACCUUGUAAUGGCAAUCACAAAUAGUUUCUUCUUUUUUUUAUGAAGGGAGAAUGUUUUUGUAGCUAUUACAUUUUUUUGAAGUGUUCUUAAGGUAGUUUUGGCAAUAGAGAAACUGACUUGCAUGGUUGACACUGUUUACAAAUUAGCCAAGAAAAAAUGCUGCUGUUUCCUUUUUCGGACACAGAUUUUAGUCACAGAAACUUCAAGUGGAUGAAAUCAAGAUGAAGUGCAAUUAGAGCAGAUGUAAAAAUCACACAGACAUUUAGUUUGAUAUGUCAUUCCAUAAAGCAGACAGACAUUUAGUUUGAUAUGUCAUUCCAUAAAGCAGACAGACAUUUAGUUUGAUAUGUCAUUCCAUAAAGCAGACAGACAUUUAGUUUGAUAUGUCAUUCCAUAAAGCAGACAGACAUUUAGUUUGAUAUGUCAUUCCAUAAAGCAGACAGACAUUUAGUUUGAUAUGUCAUUCCAUAAAGCAGACAGACAUUUAGUUUGAUAUGUCAUUCCAUAAAGCAGACAGACAUUUAGUUUGAUAUGUCAUUCCACAAAGCAGACAGACAUUUAGUUUGAUAUGUCAUUCUAUAAAGCAGACAGACAUUUAGUUUGAUAUGUCAUUCUAUAAAGCAGACAGACAUUUAGUUUGAUAUGUCAUUCCAUAAAGCAGACAGACAUUUAGUUUGAUAUGUCAUUCCACAAAGCAGACAGACAUUUAGUUUGAUAUGUCAAUCCACAAAGCAGACAGACAUUUAGUUUGAUAUGUCAUUCCACAAAGCAGACAGACAUUUAGUUUGAUAUGUCAUUCCAUAAAGCACACAUACAUUUAGUUUGAUAUGUCAUUCUAUAAAGCACACAGACAUUUAGUUUGAUAUGUCAUUCCACAAAGCAGACAGACAUUUAGUUUGAUAUGUCAUUCUAUAAAGCAGACAGACAUUUAGUUUGAUAUGUCAUUCCAUAAAGCAGACAGACAUUUAGUUUGAUAUGUCAUUCCACAAAGCAGACAGACAUUUAGUUUGAUAUGUCAUUCCACAAAGCAGACAGACAUUUAGUUUGAUAUGUCAUUCCAUAAAGCAGACAGACAUUCCACUUAGCUUAUGGUAAUUCCGUUUUUCUUUAUCUUCUAAAAUGUCUUCACUGUUAAUCCUCUUGUCAGAAAGACAUUUCACCUCAGUUUUGUCUAGUUUUAAUGUCUCUGGUCACUUCUGAACCGAUAGUCCUUGUCUGCAAAUGAUGUGUAUUUGUUUUUGAUAUCACCUGUGUCACAUGAUGUGCUCCAACACAGAUCCAAGCAUUAAUAUCCCAGGCUCACCGAUACUGUGUGAGAAGGUAACUGUGUUAGAGCAUUUAUCUGCUGGCCUGUCUGUCCUUGUAUCCUGGGCUUUGAGCUCUGAGGUGAAGACUGGUGAUUGUGUGUGGUGACAUCCAAUGCCUUCUAACGGACUUGAGUCCCUCAUCCACGCUAUUUAUAGACGGCUGUGUCAAAUCUAGUUCAUACACCCCUUCCAACCCCACCACCCUACUGCCUCCAGAACAUUUCUGUUGAGUGGAGCCUCCAAGGACACACGGUUCACUGAGGAUAAAACCUCAGACAGUCUUUGACAACAAGCCAUGAGAGAAUGUUCCUGAAGGAGAGGGGCGGUCCGUUAGGCCUGAUCAGGGCAGAGUCACAUGCCAUUUGAUACAGUCAUAACAACCAAUCUGUAAUUUUGUUGAAAUAUAAAUGUUUUUAAAUACGGUAGUGGUUAAAUGCCAUACAGAGAUGAGCUGGAUGAUUUUUCACAGUGGAGCAGUAGACAUUUAGCCAUAAACCGCUCAAUACUUAUUAAUUUAUUUUUUACAGUAAUUUACGUUUGUUACAUUUUUUUAUGCUAUAAGCAAUACAGUUGAACAGAAUACCUGAAAAUAUGUCAUGUAGUUUAAGGAUGUGCUAUGCAGUAAACUCUGAAGUAUUCUGCUCUUCAGUGACCAAGUGUACCUACUACGGGGUAGGACAGGUUUGUAAUGUAUAUAAGAAGGUGGCUGAUGCAGUCAUUGUACACUGAUCUCUCUGAGUACUAUAGCUUAUUGCCCACCAUUGGGUGUCUGAAUAUAGUGGAUUUAUUUUGUUUUUGUUUGGUUGUUUUUGUUCAGACCCUUAGUUGUCACUAACCUAAGUUCAGCACAGUGUUUUGUUCCAGUCAGCUCAGCCUAUUACCUCCAGCUUACGCUGCCAGGUAGUACAGGCCAAAUUGUGACCAGAGAAGGGUAUGCAUGUGUAACUCAAAUUUUUAUGUAAAUCUGUCAUUGACGUCUAUGGAUUUGUGCUGAAAUUCAAAUUAUGUGCAUGGAUAUCCAGUUAGAUUUUGGCCUUACGAUCCCUCUUGGUCACGUGUAGCAAUCCCUUGGUUAGAUAUGGUAUGAAUGUUACGGUGUGUAUUUCAGCCCUGUAGGGUCAGAGUCUUCUCUUUGGUGAACUUUUACUCUCCAAAAUGUACUGCCUUUACCAAGGGCUCUCAGCUGGGCCUGUCUCACAUUUUAUAGGAGAUGGUGUGGAGAGUGCAGAUGCUCUGAAAAAGGAUGCUGUAAACAGCCUGCCUGUGUCUCUGCACUGUUGUCAAAUGUUUUGUGAAUGGGUUGCAUCUCAUGUCCCACCUCCCUGGGGGCUCUUCUAGAAAGCAGGAUCAAUGAGUUAGCAAGCUAACAGUCCCCCAAAAAACAGGAAGAACUGCAUUUUUUUCUAGAUAUAUGAACUUUGAAAUUUGUAAUGGUAUAAUUGACUUGACAACCAUAUAAUUGGUUGUCAAGUUAUAAUUGACAACCAACAAUCCAUAUUCGGGUUUAGUUUUCUAAAUAAAAAUCAAGAGAUGUAUUUGACUGUUUAUCAAAGUUACCUGGCUAUGGUAAUGAUCCUGCUUCCUGGAACACCCCACUGCUCAUCUUUCCUCCAGAUAUUCUUACUUCAGUCAAAUAUUAUUAACAAACAGCACUUCUGUGUCUUACCACCUCCUCCCCUUGCCUUGCCACACAACAUGUGGAUCAAACACAGUAUUCUGCUCUGGGACAACCAUUCUAGGUGCAAAGCAGUGCCUCCUGUUUAUUUACCUCUUCCUCUCUGUCUUGAACACUGUAUGAGGCAGUGGCUGUAUGACCACUCUGACUCUCAGCAGACAGUCAGGUGGACAGGCACAUUAGCAGCACGCCUUCUGUUACACUCAGACUAGCAUCGUUCUCAGACUUCUGCUCGGGGCGUGAAAGUGCUACUUCAGCCGUUUUCUAGGUUCUUCUCUUGACUCUAACCAUCGUAAGAAAGGGGAAACAUUUGACCUGUACGUUUUUGACCUCACUCUUAUUACAUAGUCAAAGAAAAUUGCACUAAUUUGCCAUCCUUUAUAGUAUUAUAAAAUUAACGGUUAGUUAAUUGAAGUUUUUAAUUAUUAGCGCUAAACACAAAACCCAAUGAAACAAUCACUUGUCAGUUGUGCAUGUUUGUAGAGAGAAUGUUUUGUAUGGCUAUUAUCAAGCUUGUCAAUAAUGCCUUAAGAUCUGUACAAUGUGUUAAUGGAAUGAUGCUUAUAAGUGACCCAGUUUCCCUGUUUUUCUGUAGCUGCAAAGGUGGAUCAGUUCACUCUUGUUGUAUUGACCCCUCUUGGCACUCUCCUGGUGUUUUAUUCAUAAGCAGAAAGGCAUUUGGAGAUGGACUGUAUCUCCGGAUAGGGAGAGGUUACAGUGAGGGAUCAUGUUAGGGUGAGUCCCUAUCGCUGCUUGAAAGCUGGACCAGUAACUGACUCACUGUUUUUUUACACACACACACACCACCCUCUGUUGUUAAUGUGAGUGCAUGUUGGGAGUAGGUCCCUGAAGGUAAGAGGUUGUGCUCAAUGUAUUUUUGUUCUGGUCCUGUCUGAUCUACUUGGGAGAGAAUGUGAGGCUUUUCAAACCAGUGACAACUUUCCUUUAUUGGUAACUGUAUGGUCUGUUUUUGUUUUGUGAUUAUGGAAAAAAGGCUUUAUGACCCCUGUAUAAAGUAGCCCUGUUGGUCUGAUCUUGUAUGACUGAGGUAAAUAGACUGGAUGGGAUGGUGUUGUUGCCAGGCACUAGAGAUGCAGAAUUAAAUCAGGAAGAUGAGAAUGGUUCAAAGUUAAUGGAGUCGUUGGGUAUUUUCAGAUUUGUAUUUUGGCACUAAAGUUACUGCUUUUUACGUGACAUUUGACUAGUUUGAAAAGAAACAGCAUCUUUUUUUAAAGUAUAAAAUCUGCUAAAUAUAUGCAAUGAUGUAUGUAAUAUUCAAUCCUCAAAUAUAAUCCAGGUUGUAUAAACUUUUGUAUAGUGAGUUUUAAUAUCGUAUGGCCGUACCAAUAUGUAUUGAUUCGUAUCAAAAGCCUUAGUUGUCUAUCCAAAGUGCUCCCUUAGAAUACAGUACCCUACACCUACCUGAACUUUACAAAGCAUUAACUAUAUUUUGUUGCGUUUUUUUAUUUGUACCCUUUUUGAAUAAAAUAGAUUUGUACUGUAUAUUUGUACCGCUGUGAACUACUUAAGGCUGUUUUGUUUUUGUUUUGCUGUUUUAAUUCUAUGUACUUAAGGACACAAAGAUAUUGUAUUUUUAUUGUUACAGCUAACUUCUUGGAGACAUUGCAUUUAUCAUGUUUGUUAAGUAAACACAAUAAUAUAUAUAUAUAUAUACUUACUAUUACCCUA